UUGUUUUCAAAAUACAUGAGUAAACGAUCAUUUAAUCUUGAUUCCUUCUACCAACUAUUAAAGGGACGUGUAUUUUAUAACAUUGAUUAUCAAGCAUGGUUACUUGACUGUAUGAAUAAUGCUACAUUACCCAUUCAUUCUAAAUUUGCUUCUGUCAUUAAUGAAUUUGUUUUAUGUUUUUAUAUAGUACAUUCUUAACUGAUCAAUGUCAUAAAAUACCCGAGGAAACUAUAAAAACUUAUUUCCAAAACAGCUCUCAUUCCACUACACAAAUAUUAUUAGCUCUAUAUGUCUUGACAUUUAAUGAUUAUAUUAUUGCAUUUCAAACAGAACCAAAGUUCAUUAACCAAAGUAAUGUAAAAGAACAAACAGAAUAUUCCACUGACUUAUUAGACCAUAUUCCAAUUCGAUCCAUUUUAAAUCAUGUUGAAGCUUUUCAGGGAGGUCAAGCAUAUAAAUCGAUUUAUUCAGAUCUUUUAGCAUUAUCAGCCAACUUAUUUCCUGAAUUGUUUGAUAUUCAAGCUUUUUUGAUCAAGGAAGGAAAAGAAUCAAAUAAUUUAUGGAAUGUAGGACACAUGUCAAAUGAUUGGCAACAUGAAAAAUGGACAAUCACUGAACUUGAAAGCAGAUUAAAUCAAUGGGAAACAAAUCCAGCGGUUGUAAUUGAAGCUUUAUCACGUUUAGAGUCAAUAGCUUCUACAGAAACAGAAAACUAUGCAGCCUGUAUGAUUUCUACAUUAAUACCACCCUGCUUAGAUAGAAAACUAGAUAAACGAAUAGCAGAGGCAUUUGUAUCUACUUGGGAAGCAUUUAAUAUCAUUAUCCCUCAUUCAUUAUGGUUAACAACUAUCAAUUUUCUUAUACCAGAAAAAUAUACUUUAACGAAUUUAAUACAAAAUCCAAACAUCAUUUUCAAAUGUGAUAAACGUAUAUUUAGAUCUCAUGAAUUAUUACCUAUUUGGUUACAUGUAUUGAAUUGUUUACGUACAACAUCUAAACAUCGUAUUUGGAAAAGAUACCAUACAGUCCAUUCACGACCCGAUCGUCAUCAGUUUAAUUCACGUAACGUGUUAGCACUUACUAAUGCACAAGAUACAAUGAUGCUUCAGUUAUUACUUGAACUUUGUUUAGAAAGACCUCAAGAAAACAAAGAUACAUUAUACAAAGUUAGAAAAUUAAUAUGUGAUUUUAUUCAUUCUAUCUUUAUUGACGGUGACCGAGAUAUGUUAUUAGCUAAAAUCCUUCAUUUUCAAACCUAUUCUACAGACUUAAUUCCUAUGGUAGUUGACUAUAUCCCGUCCAUAUAUAUCGUUUUAAGUUUUAUUCCUGAAUUAACAAGACAGCCUCAAAUUGAAAAACAAGUAUUUGGAAUACUUAUGGCCUGUCAUUUAUGUGAAAAAUAUCCUCUUGAAAAUUACUUGUUAAUGGCAGAAAAACAUGUUUUACCACGUUUACUAAGAAUUGCUUUUCCUGUGACUCGAGAAGGUCAACCAUCAACUACAUGUGUUCCCUCAGAAUAUUUGAUAAAAGCUAUACCUGGCUUUGUUCAUCUUGCUAGAGCCUUUCCACACUUUGGACCACAGAUAUUAAAUGCAUUUGACGAUAUUGCGAAAGGUUUACCUGAACCUCGACAAUUUAUUGGACAAGAAGGCAAUAAUAAAAUUAUACUUGUACUUCAAUUGCAUAAAGUGUUAAAAAGUUCAAGAGAUCUUGUACAGACAGAAGUAGAUAAAAUGGAUAAAGUGAAUAAAGUUACAAUUUAAUAUCUCGUUCCAAAUGAACAAAGGAACGAUUAUUAUUAACAUUUAUGCAAAGUGAUGCUGUUGUUGGUUCCAAAUGUUCAGCAUAAAGUCUUAAAUAACCUUCUAUUGUUUCUGUAUAACCGUUCUUUAUAGUAUAUGUUGAAUCUAUUUUUAAUUCU
This is a messenger RNA of Cokeromyces recurvatus, 1921 nucleotides long. Its product is annotated as integrator complex subunit 2. The transcript is spliced from 10 exons. Gene Ontology annotation, cellular component: integrator complex. Gene Ontology annotation, biological process: snRNA 3'-end processing. The coding region runs from base 174 to 1763 and encodes 529 amino acids. Lineage: Eukaryota; Fungi; Mucoromycota; Mucoromycetes; Mucorales; Mucoraceae. The record is from RefSeq and is a predicted model, not a curated record.